Messenger RNA from Nanorana parkeri, 1388 nucleotides. Its product is annotated as cholesterol 24-hydroxylase-like. The record is from RefSeq and is a predicted model, not a curated record. Gene Ontology annotation, biological process: cholesterol catabolic process. Gene Ontology annotation, molecular function: cholesterol 24-hydroxylase activity; heme binding; iron ion binding. The transcript is spliced from 13 exons. NCBI's taxonomy places the organism in Eukaryota, Metazoa, Chordata, Amphibia, Anura, Dicroglossidae. Bases 108 to 1388 code for a protein of 426 amino acids.
UGUUGCUGUGCAAUUAAAGACGGCCCUUUGUCCUAUUUUCAGCAGCUGAUUUAGUAUUAACAAGUGUUCCUGUGAGCCCAAAGGUGUCUGCGUGCGGCUCCGUGACAAUGUGGGCCCUUGUUCUCUGGAUUUUCGCUCUUCUUCUAGCCCUGGUUGCACUCUGUUUUAUCCUAUUCUGCGGAUAUGUCUUCUACAUGCACGAGAAAUAUGACCACAUUCCCGGCCCCCCCAGAGACAGCUUCAUCUUUGGACAUAUUCCCACAACAUUGAAGCUAAUCAAGAAAAAUGAGCUUAUGUAUGACUUGUUUUUAGAGUGGGUCCAGAAGUACGGCCCGGUCAUACGACUUAAUUUUUUACACAGGGUGCUUGUUCUGGUUGUCAGCCCAGAAGCAGUGAAGGAAUUUCUGAUGUCUCCAAAAUACACAAAGGACAGGUUUUACGAACGUCUGUUUAACAUGUUUGGCGUUCGGUUCAUGGGGAAAGGCUUAGUGACAGAUCGGGAUUAUGACCACUGGCACAAACAGAGGAGAAUUAUGGAUCCAGCGUUUAGUAGAACAUACCUGAUUGGAUUGAUGGCGCCCUUCAAUGAGAAAGCCGAGGACUUAGUGGAGAAGCUUGCGGAAAAGGCUAAUGGAAAAAGUGAGGUUGGGAUGCACGACAUGCUGUGCAGAGUCACUCUGGAUGUCAUCUCAAAGGUAGCUUUUGGGAUGGACCUGAAUUCCAUUGAAGAUGAUCAGACUCCGUUUCCUCGGGCCAUAUCCCUGGCUAUGAGAGGAUUAGUGGAAAUGAGAAACCCUUUUAUCAGGGCAAUUGAAGAGGGAGACGACAUUCCAGUGGAUAUACUCACACAGAUCCUCAAAGGGGAAGGUAAGUUAAAAAAAAUCUCAUCCCAGGAAGGUGGUUGUGACAUGGAAGGUUUGCUGGAUAAUUUUGUUACUUUCUUCAUCGCAGGGCAAGAAACAACUGCCAACCAGUUAUCAUUCACAGUGAUAGAAUUGGCACGGAACCCCGACAUUCUGAAAAAGGCCCAGGACGAAGUGGAUGAAGUUCUGGGUUCCAAAAGAGACCUUGACUACGACGAUCUUGGAAAGCUGCAAUAUCUGUCUCAGGUCUUGAAGGAAAGCUUAAGAAUGUACCCUCCUGCUCCCGGCACAUCACGUGCCCUAGAAGAAGAAACUGUUAUAGGGGGUGUGAGAAUUCCCGCUAAAACAUCCCUGAUGGUACAGAUGGAGGCGAAGGUGGUAAUGGCCAAGCUCCUGCAGAGAUUCGAGUUUGAGUUGGUAGAAGGACAAAGCUUCAAGAUUUAUGACACAGGCUCUCUGCGGCCCAUGGGCGGGGCAAUAUGUAGACUGAGGACCCGAACAAUCUCUGGAACCACAAAUAAAUAG